Molecule: messenger RNA, 443 nt
Organism: Diorhabda carinulata
Lineage: Eukaryota; Metazoa; Arthropoda; Insecta; Coleoptera; Chrysomelidae
Gene: bcn92
Product: LYR motif-containing protein 4
Exons: 3
Coding region: 116-385 (89 amino acids)
Biological process (GO): iron-sulfur cluster assembly
Cellular component (GO): L-cysteine desulfurase complex; mitochondrion
Source: RefSeq, a predicted model, not a curated record
CCAAAAUAGAAGACAAUAUUAGGUUAUCAUUAUAAUGUACAUUUAGAAUGUAUGUUUACAUAGGAACUAAUUCCGAUAACAGAAACUAAUAAUAAUUUAUAGAAUCAAAGUUACAAUGUCCAAACCAGAAGUACUCAAAUUAUUCAAAUCUAUGAUAAGAGAAUCUAAAAAAAUAUCAUCAUACAAUUUUAGUUCUUUUAGGGAAUAUGCUAUAAGAAGAAUUCGAGAUGGUUUUAAAGAAAAUAAAAUAUUGAGUAAUCCGAAAGAAGUGCAAAUUGCAAUUCAAAAAGCCCAAUCAGAUUUGGAAAUCAUUAAAAGACAAGUAAUUGUUGGACAAUUGUAUAGCGCAGAAAAGUUGGUGAUAGAACAUCAUUUAAAAAAUUAGGUUAUCAUAAAAUGUAAUAUGACUUAAUGUAAAGUAUUAAAUCAAAUAUAAACUCGUA